Messenger RNA from Diaporthe batatas, 3138 nucleotides. RefSeq lists its product as uncharacterized. The record is from RefSeq and is a predicted model, not a curated record. Gene Ontology annotation, cellular component: cytoplasmic vesicle; cell projection; plasma membrane. The transcript is spliced from 7 exons. Gene Ontology annotation, biological process: regulation of actin cytoskeleton organization; regulation of cell shape; small GTPase-mediated signal transduction. NCBI's taxonomy places the organism in Eukaryota, Fungi, Ascomycota, Sordariomycetes, Diaporthales, Diaporthaceae. Gene Ontology annotation, molecular function: protein kinase binding; GTPase activity; GTP binding. The coding region runs from base 1093 to 1692 and encodes 199 amino acids.
AGCCCGAGGGGGCCGGCCGGCCGCUCCAAACACCCAACCAACAAUUCCGUGACAUUCCUUUUACCAGAGUCGGGCGUGUAAGACGAGCUGGCGGGCUGGCGGGCUGGCGGGCUGGCGAGGCGGCGGGUUGGGGGCGCCAGCCCAUCCGAAGUUGUUCAUCUACUGUGCUCUGUUUCCGAAGUUUCCAAUUCCUCGGACAAGACACGACUCGACGAGGGCUCAAGCAGGCAACCCAUCGAUUUGUUUCCCUCACCACACCACCCAGCCUCCAAGGUUGGCAGCCGUUAUACGCGACGGGCAGGAUAAUAAUUGGCACUGCGUCUCCACCAGCGCCUCCUUACGGCUGGCCGUUUCGAGACGAACUGCAACCUCACAGAUCACUCAGCCAGGCCCGCGCUCGCCCCUUAUUACUACUAGUAGUACCCAGCAACUACAUAGCACCGCGCUUCCACUUGCCACCUGCCACGCCGCGCCACAGCUUUCUCUGGCUUGUUCUGUUUCCUCUGGGCCCAUUGCUUUUCCUUUCCUUCCUCUUCCUCCCCUCCAACCAAACCCAAGGAAAAGGGAGCACGCCGACCUCACCAAUCUGCUGCCGCCAACGUAACAAACAUACCUACAGCACUUAUUACUGCGUACGCAACCCAGCCUGGAUCUUGACAGUGACCCUUGACCUAUUUGCAUUAUUACAACGACAUACCUAGCUUCCGGGCCCUUUAACCUCUCCUCCAUCUUCUGCUGCAACACAAAGACGUUGAUUGUUCGACCUUUUUCCAAUCCAUCCCCAUCUUGCCCUGACCCAGCCUGCCAGCCUGCCAGCCUGCCAACCUUACCCAGCCUGCCUGCCAGCACCCUGCGACCGACCGCCUUUCACAGUCCACUCGGUCCGGUCCAGCCCAGCCCAGCCCAGUUCAGUUCUGCCAGUCCAACCCAAACCAACCCAAACCAAUCCUGCUUCAACUCCACCCUGCCGACCGACACAUCCCAACCAAAGGUCAUCGUCGCAUCCCACCACCUCCUGGAAGCUCGACGCCAGACACCACCUCAACUUCUGCAAAUCGUCGCACUCCCCAGUGCAUAUCUUAAACACACAACAUGGCUGCACCUGGGGUUCAGUCUCUGAAGUGCGUCGUGACCGGUGACGGUGCUGUCGGCAAGACAUGCCUGCUCAUCUCCUACACCACGAAUGCCUUCCCGGGCGAAUACAUCCCCACAGUUUUCGACAACUACUCCGCAAGUGUGAUGGUUGAUGGAAAGCCAAUCAGCUUGGGACUGUGGGAUACUGCUGGACAGGAAGAUUAUGAUAGACUGCGACCUCUCUCCUACCCCCAGACAGACGUCUUCCUCAUCUGCUUCUCCAUCGUCAGCCCGCCAUCUUUUGACAACGUCAGGGCCAAGUGGUUCCCAGAGAUCAACCACCACGCGCCCAACAUCCCAAUCAUACUUGUUGGCACUAAGCUCGAUCUGCGAGAAGACCCCCAGACUCUGGAGAGUCUCCGACAGAAGAGGAUGGAGCCCGUAUCGUACGAUGAGGCGCUCAAGUGCGCCAAAGAUAUCAAGGCUCACAAGUACCUCGAGUGCUCUGCUCUGACCCAGCGGAACCUGAAAAGCGUCUUCGACGAGGCCAUCCGUGCCGUCCUCAACCCCAGGCCCCAACCCACCAAGCCCAAGAAGUCGAAAUGCACCAUCCUGUAAGCGUCGAUUUCGAACCGAAGCCUGUCGCUCUGUCGACCGAACUGUUUAAUUAUGCCCCUUCUGUGCUACGGAUGGAAAAGCCUUUAGAAAGGACGGAUGAGUCGAACAUGACGAGUGUCGGCCAAAUAGAAGGGCGAAAUGGAUGGUCUGGGCGAAACGCUUUUGUCGCAUGUUCCUAAAAGGCUGCCACGCCGCGAGCUGGACUUGAGAGAAAUGGAGGACGGUCGGGAACCAGGUUAUACUACUACAAUCCACGGCGUACGGUACGCCGGAGAGGCAUGCGCGCGGCCCCCCAGGAUUCACCCUUUUCUGCCCAUCACGCUGGCUCUUGCAGAAAUCGCACUCUCCCAGCUCUGCCGGGCCCAACUCGUCUGGAGCUCGAGGUACCAAGGCUUGAAACCUCGUCUCGCCGUCGCUAUUUGCUUUCUUGCGAUCUGUUCAGCAGAAUGGGCAUUUCACGCCAGUCACCAAAGGAUAUCCACGAUUUGAUGUUUGCUUUUUCUGUAGAUAGCCGAGGAAUACGGAAAUGGAGGAAGGGCUGCGAUAUUGUCUCUUAUUCUCCCAGGGAAAUGGUCAUUAGGGACAGGAACCUACUACAUGUCAACCCAACUGUCGCCACCUUUGGCCCCAAAAUCACUGCAAGAGACAGAAGGGAAAUGUGAUGUUUCGGAGGCGUUUUUCGUAGAAGGGCAAGUACCGCCUAAAAUCUUGUUUACGCGUGUCUUGUUCUCUAUUACAUGCCGUCUAUCGAAUCGAAGUCAGGAUAGUAGGGGUAUCAUUGACAGACGGACAGUCAGAAUUCAUCAGGUCCAACAACCUUGUCAGGGAACUCUGCCACUGGCCACCCAAGUGGCCACCAUCGCCACCGCGUCCCUAGCCCUUUCGGAGCUGUGCGACUGGGUAACUUUAAUCGGGGUCCUGAUGCCCUGGGCGCCGAAGUUUCCCCCGCGCAGUUGACAUGAGCCAGGGAUUUGGAGUGCGGGUGGACUGGGCCACCCGCUGUCGUCCGACAGCUCUUGGUCUUUCAAUCGUUCGGGCCUCGAACUCGAGAAGCGGCCGUUCGAAGUUUCUCUCGCCAGAUGAGCUCCAGUGAUCGCACCCAAACCUGUUGGCUUCUCGAGGCUGAGGUAUGUUUCUUCCUGGGUUCUCCCUUUCGCCACCUUGCCGCCUCGCAUGCAUGCAAUAUUGAAGGACACAUCAGCCGCAACCGACUGCGGCGGAUGUGAAGGGCGGGAGAAUGGAGCCCAGAGGAGGAGAGGAUGAUGCCGCGGGUAUUUGCGUAGAUGGACCUCGAAUAAGAAGAGGUCCCCCAGUCCCGUCCGAUUCCGGGCCGCAGGGUGGGAAAUGUGUGACGGUCAGCCUGGUCACCCCCACGAACCGCCAGCAUAGAAAAUCCCCUUUUACCAACGGCGCGGGCCACCACGUGCCCCACGGCCUCCUCGCCCG